AUGCUACUGAUACUCCUUUCAAAUAGACUGGGAAGACUGAGUAGCAAGGUGGAGAGUAGAAUAGGGAAGAAUAGAAUUGAAUUCAAGGCGUAUACAGCAGAUCAGUUGGAGCGGAUUCUGAACCAAUCUAAGAAUUCAGAGAAAGAAAACAGUACAAAUUUAGUGAACAAAUUCGUAGCAAAAAAAGUGGCAGGGGGAACUGGAGACAUUCGUAAAGCACGUGAUUUGUUGGAAGAUGGUGCACCUGACAUCCAGGGAAUGAAUAAGAAGAUCAAGGAGUACUAUGAACCACUCAUAGUGAGGUAUCACAGGUUGCUUAACAAGUAUCAGAAAAUGGUAAUAAGAGUGAUCAAUAUGUCAGAGAGUAACAAAAUGGAUGGAGUUGGUCUAUACAAUGACGUAAAGAGGGAGUGUAAGAUCAAUAGCAUCGAAAUACUACCGCAUUACGAUUAUUGUGAUGUAAUAGAAGACCUGAGAGACAUGGGGUUUAUCAAAAUAAGAAAUAGGGAAGUAACAAGGGAUUACCUGGUAGAGGAACUAGAAUAG
Molecule: messenger RNA, 546 nt
Organism: Enterospora canceri
Lineage: Eukaryota; Fungi; Microsporidia; Enterocytozoonidae
Source: the annotation of a GenBank genome assembly